Molecule: messenger RNA, 902 nt
Organism: Symbiodinium pilosum
Lineage: Eukaryota; Dinophyceae; Suessiales; Symbiodiniaceae
Source: the annotation of a GenBank genome assembly
AUGGACCUUGAGCCAGCAGGACAGCUGAAUGAGGAAGAUGAAUUUGAGGCAGAUCUCGCGGCAGAGCGGGCCGAGCACCUGCUUGCGCAAGCCGGUAUUGUGGAGGCCCCGAAGCAUUCCUUCACGGGCUUUUAUGAAGACGAACUCGUCAAGCAUGCGGAGAGCUUUUUGGCUGACAUGAUGCCUUCAGAGAACGGACAGCCUCAGCAGCCUCUGCCUUCAGAGCAGAGCAUGCCCAGCAAACCGUCGAAGAUCGCGGAAAUUCUACGAGCAGCAGAGGCCGAGGAAGCUGCGCAAGCAGAACAGGCCAAGCAAGUCAAAGAAGAAGAACCAAUAGCAGCUGUUACAAACCUUUCCUCCGAUGGUCCAUUGCCAUCGUCGCCACCACCAGCUUGGGAAAGUCUUUUCGAUGAGCUUACCGAACCUAAAAUGCAAAAGUCCCAGGACAAGCACGCAGAACCGGAGCACACCGACAGCCACGCAAAGCCGCAAGCAGGGCAGCCAGAGCAAAAGCGGACAGCUCGUGGGAAGGUUAGGAAGCCUCUGCCGAAAAUUCAAAUUAAACCUCCGGAUGAGUUGGAAUUGGAGGAGCUUCAGCGUAUGCCCCCGGAGCAGCGCAAACGCCGACGGAUUGAAAUGCUGACCCAGGCAGAGGAGGAGGCCCGAGCCAAGCGCGAGGUAAUGGAAAAGCUUGCUGCGCUCCCUUCAAGUGGGGCAAGUGCUGCAGAUACGGCAUUCGAGGCCCCUUUUGGCGGCCCGGAUGUCAACUGGGACGACGAGAGCGAGAGUGGGGAUGGCGAGAGCCCAGAUAUCCCCACUGAAGCGAAGGAUUUGUGGCAGCCGAAGCGUACUGCGGAGCCGAAGCCUACAGCUUCGCCCGAGCAGCAGCGGCUCCUCUCCUG